AUGGCUUCCCUCAGGGUAUAUUCGCGCCUUGCCCGUGCAGCACUCGGCACAGCAAAGCCAACCUCCAUUCGCACGUUUGCGAUUUCCGCACGUCAGCAGAAAGCCACAAAAUCAGACCUUGACCAACUGAAAAAUCCUCCCAAGGGCAACCCUGUUGUGUCCGGUCGCGGUGCACCAGAGCCUCCAGCAGAGGAAGCCGCAAACCUCAAGGACAACUGCAAUCCUGCCACAUAUCUCGGUACAACAAAGCGUUUGCCUGAGUUCGCACUCAACGACAAAGUAGUAUUGGUGACGGGCGCAGCGCGUGGAUUGGGUUUGGUGCAGGCGGAGGCUUUGCUCGAGGCGGGAGCUACUGUGUACGCUUUGGACCGUCUGCCAGAGCCGAGCGAGGAUUUCUACCGCAUCCAGAGACGCGCUGCCGAGGAGCUGGGAACAACAUUCCACUACCGCCAGAUCGAUGUCCGUGACGUGCCGCAGUUGAACGAGAUCAUCGAGGAAAUUUCGAACAAGGAGGGACGCAUGGACGGCCUUGUGGCAGCGGCAGGUAUCCAGCAGGAGACAACAGCACUCGAGUACACAGCCAAGGACGCAAACACCAUGUUCGAGGUCAACGUGACCGGUGUCUUCAUGACGGCACAGGCAGUGGCCAAGCAGAUGAUCAAGCACGGUAACGGCGGAUCCAUGGCCUUCAUUGCAUCCAUGAGCGGUACAGUCGCAAACAGAGGCUUGAUUUGCGCGGCGUACAACUCCAGCAAAGCAGCAGUAAUGCAACUAUCGCGGAAUCUGGCGAGCGAGUGGGGCCAGCACGGUAUUCGUGUCAACACCAUCUCGCCCGGAUAUAUUGUCACAGCCAUGGUGGAAGCCUUGUUUGUCAAGUACCCCGAAAGACGUCGCGAGUGGCCAACACAAAACAUGCUGGGCAAGCUGAGCAAGCCAGAGGAGUACCGUGGAGCAGCCGUGUUCCUCAUCAGCGACGCCAGCUCUUUCAUGACGGGUAGUGACAUGCGCAUUGAUGGUGGACAUUGUGCUUGGUGA
This is a messenger RNA of Aureobasidium pullulans EXF-150, 1035 nucleotides long. RefSeq names its product NAD(P)-binding protein. The coding region runs from base 1 to 1035 and encodes 344 amino acids. Lineage: Eukaryota; Fungi; Ascomycota; Dothideomycetes; Dothideales; Saccotheciaceae. The record is from RefSeq and is a predicted model, not a curated record. Gene Ontology annotation, molecular function: oxidoreductase activity, acting on NAD(P)H, oxygen as acceptor. The transcript has 3 exons. Gene Ontology annotation, cellular component: intracellular anatomical structure.